UUAACCUAUAGAGAAUAACUUUAUUUUAAAAUGAGAUGGAAAUCAUUGAUAAGAAUUAGGAGUACUUUUGUUCCAAACAAAAGUUUUAAAAAGAAAGAAACAAACAAACAAAAAAAACCCCUUAGGUUUAAUUUUUUGAAAUGGCCAUUGCUUUGAAUUUUUGGCAGGAAAAGUGACUCUGUCAAUGUACAAUAGACAUUUUUACAAGGAAAGGAGGGAUCUUGAUAUUCCAACAGGCAUGGGUUUAUGCUGGUUUAGGAGCGUCAUUAGAUUCCAUUUGUCUUCCUAAAGUGUUUGAUGUUACUUUAGAUAAUCCAAGGCUUACCCUGAUGUUAUGCACGGAUAACAAGGAUGAAUAAAAAUCCACAGAAAAUUAACAAGUAUUUAUUUCCAGCCCUUAUUUAUAAAGACAUUCCCAACCAGUUCUAUUCGAGCUGUCUGCAGGAAUCAAACUCAAUUUACUCUUCCUACCCCUAUUCCUCUCUGUGAACCCAUGGGCUUACGGUGGUAAUAAGGUACAAUAGCUAUAAGAAGGGAGAUUGAACUUAAAUAACAACUCAAAACCGAGCGCACAGCAGGGAUGACAAAGUCACGUGUGUUCUCUCUUCCCAUACUUUAGGGUAUUCCUGCAGACUGGUAUCACAGAACAUGGCCCUUAUCCUAUUGAAGGAGGAUUCUUUGGAUGCCACGAGGGCAGCCAUCACUCAGCACUGCGCAGACCUGGGGACCCUGCUGGGCAAGGAGAACGACGUGGCCCUCAUCAUCGACGGCCACACCCUCAAGUACGCGCUGUCCUUCGAAGUCCGGAGGAGCUUCCUGGACCUGGCGCUCUCCUGCAAGGCGGUCAUAUGCUGCAGGGUGUCCCCGCUGCAGAAGUCCGAGAUAGUGGACGUGGUGAAGAAGCGGGUGAAGGCCAUCACGCUCGCCAUCGGGGACGGCGCCAACGACGUGGGGAUGAUCCAGACGGCCCACGUGGGCGUGGGCAUCAGCGGCAACGAGGGCAUGCAGGCCACCAACAACUCGGACUACGCCAUCGCUCAGUUUUCCUACUUAGAGAAGCUUCUGCUGGUCCAUGGGGCCUGGAGCUACAACCGGGUGACCAAGUGCAUACUGUAUUGCUUCUACAAGAACGUGGUCCUGUACAUCAUCGAGCUCUGGUUCGCCUUUGUUAAUGGAUUUUCUGGGCAGAUUUUAUUUGAACGCUGGUGCAUCGGCCUGUACAAUGUGAUUUUCACCGCUUUGCCGCCCUUCACUCUGGGAAUCUUCGAGAGGUCUUGCACUCAGGAGAGCAUGCUCAGGUUUCCACAGCUCUACAAGAUCACCCAGAACGCCGAAGGCUUCAACACAAAGGUCUUCUGGGGCCACUGCAUCAACGCCUUGGUCCACUCCCUCAUCCUCUUCUGGUUUCCCAUGAAAGCGCUGGAGCAUGAUACUCCGCUGGCCAGUGGUCAGGCUACCGACUAUUUAUUUGUUGGAAAUAUUGUUUACACGUAUGUUGUCGUUACUGUGUGUCUGAAAGCUGGUUUGGAGACUACAGCUUGGACUAAAUUCAGUCACCUGGCGGUCUGGGGCAGCAUGCUGAUCUGGCUGGUGUUUUUCGGCGUCUACUCAACCAUCUGGCCCACCAUUCCCAUUGCUCCGGAUAUGAAAGGGCAGGCUACGAUGGUCCUGAGCUCCGCUCACUUCUGGCUGGGGCUGUUUCUGGUCCCCACGGCCUGUUUGAUUGAAGACGUGGCGUGGAGAGCGGCCAAGCAUACCUGCAAAAAGACGUUGCUGGAGGAGGUGCAGGAGCUGGAGACCAAGUCCAGAGUGCUGGGGAAGGCCAUGCUGCGGGACAGUAACGGAAAGAGGCUGAACGAGCGCGACCGCCUGAUCAAGAGGCUUGGCCGGAAGACGCCCCCGACCCUCUUCCGCGGCAGCUCCAUCCAGCAGUCCGUCCCCCAUGGGUACGCUUUUUCUCAAGAAGAGCACGGGGCCGUCACUCAGGAAGAAAUAGUCCGUGCUUACGACACCACCAAAAAGAAAUCGAGGAAGAAAUAAGACUCGAGUUCUCCCGACCGGUUCCAGGAAGGAGGUUCAGUUUGCUGCACACAGUGUUACCACGUCCUUGUCCGGAAGAGACUGGCGUGGGCAGCCGACCCACCGGACACACGUUUCUGUGGCCUUAGCCAAGCGGUUUGUCAGCUCCCUCCCCGUCCGUCUGCAGCGCUUAGCCUGACCGUCGUUUACCUUGUUAGGAAGCAUUCAGCUGUGCUCUGUGAGGUGCGAAAUUAAAGACAUCAUGUCUCGCCGAUAUUUAAGCAUCAGCGCUGGCCGUUCUGGGAGAGAGGGAAAGGGGUUUUAUGUCGCCUGCGAGGCGGGUCACGAGGGCCGCGCGCGCUUCCUGUUUGGGCGACACGCGGAUCGGGUCCGGCGGCCGGUGCAGACUGUGCUCCCGGCAGGCUGCGCUUGCUCGCUUCGAUGCCGGCUUUGUUUGUAUGAAUGAAGCUGGCGUAAACUUCCUGAUUGCAGUGAAAUCACAAAAGGCUGUAUCUGGGUGUUUGAACCCCGAGAACGCGUGUUUGAAGCUCUCGGCCACAUCCCCAGCUGGGCAGAGCCAUCCACGUUCCGGCAGAGCCCUCUGCACCCAGGUUCCAGGUGCCGUCGGCCCCGUCCCGCCUUGGCUUUCCGGCGUCCCUCGUCCCCAGGCCUUGUGCAUGGCUGGCCACUGUGCCCAGUGCAUGGCAGCUGGCGGGCCACCAGCCCAAACCUGCACUUUCCCUGGUUCCAGCGCGGAUUCAAACACAGACGCGAGAAACCCCUUCUUCCGCCACUCUUUUCAUUCUAGACCUGGAGAAAAGACUUGCAGGCACUCUGCGUACACUCUCAGUGUCUAUCUGCCUCUCUCUGACAAGGGGGUACCUGUGGGCCAGGGUGGUGGCGGACCCCCUCCGGCACCCCGACCGCCGUCGGGCUCUGAGUACUCACUUCCCAACCGCCAGCCAGCCCACUGGGCCUGGGGGCCACUUAAAUCGGAACCCACGCUUGUUUCCUUAGGGUGCGGAGCACAGUUUGGAUGUUCGCUGUUGGGAAGUGAAUGGAUUCAUGACGUACCUGUGCAGGGAAGGGGCACACCUGUCACUCUGUAGCUGCGGAGUCAGAGGUGCGGCAAACCCAGACGGGAGGGUAUAGGAUGUUGAGGGAGGUGGAGAUGACAACCACAGAAGCCCUCGGUGGGAGAAGGAAGGGCGAGGGGACACUGGGAGGAGGACACAGAGGAAUUGCCCGCCAGAUCUCCACGGUAGAAACUGUGAAAUCAAGCCCUGAGGCCCAGACGGUGGUCACCAUCAGCCUGGCAUGUGUACGGGGACUUCAACAAGACUGGGACGUGCCGUUUUAACUGAAAUGAGCUCCAAGCAUUUCAAGGAAACAGCUUUUUGUUAAUGUUGACAUGGUUCCCUUCCUUUAUCCAUCCGCGUUAGACAUGGGCACCUUCCUGGGUGCGCAGCACCCUGGAUUCCGAGACCAGGAGGGAAGGGCGCCGAGUCUCUGCCUUUCCCGCCCCGCAGGCUCCCGCUGCUGCAUCUAGACAGCACCCUCCCUCGGGCAUGGCGGUGAGCGCCUGGAGCCCUGAAUGAGCAGCCAGGCUGGGGGCACACGCUCCCCUCUUUGUUUUGGUUGUGAAACCAGAUUUUUGGACGGCUUAAAUGCUCCUGGGCAGCCGUCCCUGGCUGAAAUGGCGUGGGCCCUACUGGGGAGGGUGGCGCUGAGUGACAGAUACGACAGCAUGCACUUUGCUCCCUAGCUCUUUAUUUGCAGAACAUCCACAGUGUAUUGGGCACUGAGCCAAUUCAGAAUGCAAUUUGCAUCGACUAAGGAAAUUGAUCCUCACUUAGGAGGGGACUGGGAUGCAGAGAGAGAGUCCUGGGAGAAGCAGAACAACGCAAUCAAUGGGUGAGUCUCAAAAGAUGGGCAUUCCUUUCUCCCCAAGGCGAAGGAAACAUUUUAAAAUACCAGAGCUCUCUCAGCAAGUCCUUACGGAAGGACUAUAAUGCAGGAAUGACAACACAAACUGUGCCUGUGAUUAACACAACACACCAAGCAUAUGUCUUCAUUGCACCCCCAGAAAGACGAUGGCCAAAAUGCAGGGGAGAAACGAGAGUUGGAAUUGAAUGUGCAUUAGGCAUGUUAACUGUUUUGUGUCAUUUGGGAACCAAACCCAUGUAGAAAGAGUGAAUUAAAACUCAAUUCCUUGCCCAACACUUAGCUCUGUCUUGAACUUGAAGCCUUCCAAAUCAGAUGUGUGAAUUUAAAUGUGAGUUUGUGUUGCUUGGUUUUUUUUAAUUUUUAUUUUUUACAUUAAAGUAGGGUUCACAUUGUCUGGGAUUUAAGCAGACAGGUGUAUUUUCCUGUUUUGAGAAGAAGACUAAACAAUUGUUGCGAUUACGUACACACGGAAGAGAGCGCUAGAAGGGAUGUCUUUCUAUUUAUCCUCUCCUGUGAUUAAGAUUUCUUGUAGCCAAAUGACUAAAUUGGGUUUCUGGGAGGAGCAGCUGUCACUACAUGUGAUGCAUAAUAUUUAGCCAGGGCCGACUCGGGGCUGCGCCAUUUGUUCUGUCUUUAAACUGAGGUCAGGGUGUCACAUACAACCCCUCCCCAGGGAGCAGGGGGGAUUGGACUAGGUUGCAUACCCUGGCUGACAUCUCAGCAAGAGAAAUGCCACAUGGGACUUGUCACUCUGCCACACACUGAGUGACUCGCAGGCUGGCAGGUCAGACUCGGUCAGCACUCCAGGGUCCGACUCUGGGCUGAGCUGAACUGGCGGAAAGCAGCCAGGCCAACCCUCGGUCUAGCGCGGCCCACAGACAGCCCGCUCCUGUUUGAGUACGCCCUGUUCUGGAUGACUCUGCAAAAGGAAAAGACCAGCCCUGCCCCGAGCUUAGGUCUGGGUGUCUGCCGCACACCGGCAUGUGCCCACAAGGGCAGCCGUGGAAAACACACUGAGAAGGGAGGGGAGAGCAGAGCAAACCCAUAUUUCUGCAUGGCAGUCUGGAAUGGGCUUUGUGCAAACUUAGGGGGCUGGCACGGCUAGCCUGCUUCUGUGCAGAAUAUUAGAGUUGGGUGUCUGCCGCACAGCGGCAUGUGCCCACAAGGGCAGCCGUGGAAAACACACUGAGAAGGGAGGGGAGAGCAGAGCAAACCCCCAUUUCUGCAUGGCAGUCUGGAAUGGGCUUUGUGCAAACUUAGUGGAGCUGGCACGGCUAGCCUGCUUCUGUGCAGAAUAUUUGAGCUUCUCGACCAGGGUUGUGUUCAGCCAUCCCCAACACACACGUGCACCCGUGAAAACAAAAACGUAAUAAGCCGCUUGGAUCAGCACACCAUACACAACAUGUGCAUUGGAGAAGGGAGACGCUGUUUCUUUAACAUCUAUAGAGAAACAUGCUCAGGAGCAAACUUGGGUUUCAGGAGGGCUCGGCUGAGAACUGUUUACAUUUUCUCUUCCUGGACGGGGCUUCAUGUCUACCACAAGGGCAGCUGGCAGUGAAAAUCAGUAAUACCGUGUCAAGAAGCAGUGAAUAAUAGGAAAAAAAACCCUGAGUCUAGGUAACGAAUGUCUGAAGAUGCAUAUGGGUGUAUCUAUUUAUUACAGGCCUGAAGGCUCAAUUUUUAAAAGCUAUAGUCUAUAAUCUCCAUUUGUUAUUACAAUGACCCUUUGUCUUGUUUUCUUGCACCAUGAAGACUUUUUUGUCAGGUAUUUCUGUUCCUAGGGCUUUACGUCUUAAUAAGUUGAAUAGAAAGCUUACAACGCUCUGCCGUGGCAUGAGGUACCCUUUGGUUCUGAACAUGUGAAAGGACCGCACAUAUUUCAGCCGGGGCUUGAAUUACUGCCCAGGGUCAUUGUCCCGGAGUAAUUCAAAGAGCGAUUUAGCUUCAGCAUCUGAAAUGGAGCCUUCAUCUCCUGGGACCCAUAAACAAUGUGAACAGGGAACCUGUGGCUGAGCAGAGCCUCAAAGAGUAACUUGGCAAAGAAAUGAGUUCAUCAGUUCAAGUCAAAAGAUGGCAGCCCCUGCCAUGCUCAUGACACACUUCCUUCAUGCAGAUGUUUAAAUGAGCUAAUGUAAUCAUGACGGGGAUGGUUAAAAUAAAGGCCCCUCCCCUCGGAGAAAGAGAGUGGCAUUGUUGUUGGCUCUCCAUUGACCCAAAGCAGGUACCUGCCCCAGCACAGCCUUGGGGGAGAUGAUUUAACCUCAUCCUAGCCAUGUUUCCAACCUGAAGGUCGAGAAGGACCAUUGGAAGGGUUUUGGAUGGGUCCUAGAGGUGAGGGCCCAAGACCCCCAUGAUGACUUCAUUAAGGAUUCUUGAAAAGAAUAGACCGGAACACCCGAUGUGUUGUACCUUCAUUUAUUUUUUUUCUCUGCAUCCCAUAUUGUCCACCGGUACAAUUUUCCACCCCCUUCACCUCAUGUGCGCUUUAUUGAAUGCCAGGUUUCUACUAGUGCUCUGUCUAGAGCUGCUCUCAGCGUGUUGGGCAUGAGCGGUUUCUGAGCCUGCGAUGUAGCCCUGAGUGAGAAGACACGGGUACUGAGCCAACAAAAACCUUAACAUCGGUAGCUGCAAACAAAUGGGAGAGGAAAGAAGGGCGCACUCCCCCCGCACCCACCCCAUGCAGAACCCACAGCUGUCAACCUGGGGGGGGGGCACCUCUGCUCCCCUGACCGAGGGGAGACAAAAGAGGGAUUCUUUGUACACCCAGGCUGGCUCCUUUUCCAGUGACAAUCUCUUGCUCCCCUUGAGAUAUCCACUCUGCUCUUUCUCCCAGGCAUUAGACCAAGAAAAACAUGCUCGUAAGAUUAGCCCACAGGCAUUUCUUCUGACCUGGCUAAAGAAAGAAAAGAGACCUGUUUGUUUUAAAAGUCAGGAACAAAGUGUCAGGUGGCUUUGAUUUAUGACAGAAGAGGAAGAAGAAAGUUGAAGUGACAGCACUAUCCAAAUAACCCUGCCCAGGAAACGGGGGUCAAGAGAGCUUUAUCAAGAGCCCUUUAUAGGUGAGCGCUUCCUUCCGUGUGGAAGAGAAAAGGCCGGAAGGAGGGAGAGAGCCCCAGGAGCAGGCGGGGACCCUCUUCGGCUGGGAUGGGAGCCAGCGGUGUCCCUAGCGAUAGGUUGGCAUGCAGUUACAGGUGAACACGCGAACACCAGCAAAAAACAGAAAAGAAAACCUGCCAUUGGCUGGAGCCUGUCCCCUUACAACAGCAUAUCUGCAGCAGUGAACCGCGUUCUGGUUUUGCGUUGAUACAAUCGGCGGUGUGAGUGCUGAGACUCGCACUUCCUGUCCCACCAAGCUGGGGAGGUGUGCCAUGCUGUUUCCCUCUGGCCUCCCAGGGCCACCUGCAGGGGUGGGGCCUCCUCGGGCCACCCUCCCUGCAGGUCACCGAAUUGCUGUUUGAAUGCAACAUCUUUGUGGUGUCUUCCUCGUGCAAGCGAAGUUAUGUGCUGUCUCCCGGCCACAUCUGUGCUCGGGCUGCUUAAAUACUGUUUGCAACGGGAGGUUUUAAUCUGGUUAUGCAGAGGGAAGCAGGGCUGUGGGGCACGUUUAAUUGGCUCCCAGCAGAGCAGGGAGCGCUUCAGUGGCGUGUGGUUUUCUUUUUUUUUUUUUUCUUUUUCUGUUCCCUCCCUCUAGAAGUGUUACCGUUUUCACGUCCUAUUAAUGUCCUCUGGUCAUUAAAUUACAGCAGCACAUUAUCGUGGAGCCGGGUCCCCUCCUGGAGUGAGUACAAAUGAAGGGCAUUCUACUUGGUACUUUCAGAGGUUUUGGGGGCAUUUAGUGAUUUGUGGCUUUGAUCAAUCCUGUUGACUGGUGUGUGUCUGACCAAACCUGUUUCAAAUAAAUCUUUUGUUAAAGUAAACGA
Molecule: messenger RNA, 7886 nt
Organism: Microcebus murinus (gray mouse lemur)
Lineage: Eukaryota; Metazoa; Chordata; Mammalia; Primates; Cheirogaleidae
Source: RefSeq, a predicted model, not a curated record